UUAUUACCAGUAAUGUGACUUCACAGACAGCAACGUUGAUAAAUGAUAACUGAUAGCAUCACUUAGUCAUGUGACUUGAGUGUGAGAGUGGCAAAUAGCAUUAUAAAUAAUCUACAACUGUCACUGGCGUACCACUGUAACGCUACUUGGAACUGACGAGUGACCUGUAAUUGUUGGAAGUAAAGUAGUAGUGAUGGUCGAGUGGCUGGUAGUGGGAAUCUCUGGGGUGACGUGCAGUGGGAAGUCGACUCUGGCUCGCCGCCUCCACCAUACACUCCCUUCACCAUCCACACUCCUCAACCAGGACUACUACUUCUACCCUGAGGGAUCCUCUCACCACAUACCAGCGCCGGCCGGCCUUAACCACCAUAACUGGGAAGUUAUUACCAGCAUUGACGUAGACACAAUGUUGAAAGAUGUCCGCGAUAUUGUACGAUCUCCGCCAUCACAGUUAAAGGCACCCACCACGCUUGAGCUCGUCUCAAGAGGGGAAGGGACGUCAAGUAAUCUUGAUUCAGCAGGUGGUCGACCAGUGCUUGUUAUUGACGGGUUCCUGUUGUUUUCUCAUCCUGAGGUAUGGGAGGUGUGUGACCUGCGGUACUUCCUGACCCUGACCCGGGAGCAGUGCUGGGAACGCCGUCAGCGCCGUCAGUACGAGCCCCCGGACCCCCCGGGAUACUUCCACCAGUGUGUCUGGCCCGAGUAUGAGCAGCACCGGCAGUAUGUCAACAAGCUCGACGGUAUAAUCUACCUUGAUGGUAUGGUUCCUUCUGAUGACACAUACACAAUUGUCUUCCAAGAUAUUAUUAACCAUUUAAAGAAGAGGGCUUAAUAGAUUAUGUAUAAUUAGCAUGUACUGUGGUAAUAGCUAUUAUGUUUUAUUUGAAAGUGGAUAAAUGCCUUUUACUAUACAAGUUAUGGGAGAUAAUUUGAUUAUAAUAAAACUGAUUGGAUUUUAAACCAUCAGUUGGCCAGCGACACUUUUCCGUCUAUGGAGUCACAUCUCUGUCGCUCUAGCCAUACCAGGUACAUUUUUUAAAAGAUUGAUGUGAACAAAAAGAACAUGAUGCUCUGUGAGUUUCGGUAUGAGGGUGUGUACUUCAGGCCAUGGGAAUAUACGAAAACCAGGAUUUACCAGUAUCAAAAUUCAGACCGCAUUUGAACUGGUAGAUAGCUUUUGUGUCAAAAUGGUUUGGUGUGUUUCAGAAUGACUAUAUUUUGGCCAAGUUUGAAAAUAACCAGGUUCAGAGGCCUAUUUUCGCAUGUUCUGAGGCCAGUGAACCGCAGUCCUCGUGAACUAGUUCUCAUAUCCAUUCACAUGCACCAGUGGCCGAAGGAAGGUACGAACACUUGAGGUCAUAUUCCCUGGAGAGCUGAUACUAGUCAUUAACAUUAAAGUGAAUUCAACAUCGAGAAUACAAUUGUUUAACGGCUCUCCUUUGAUACAAAGGGAAGAUAGCAGACCCAGUAGCAGCCCGUCCUCGCAUGCAAAGAUCCAAGCUCGUUAAUCCAGCCGCCAAACCCCCGUUUAUGAAUGAAAAGCGGUUUACACCAACCAGUCCUCGACUCAAGUCCAUUACAUCCAGCGGUCGACCC
This is a messenger RNA of Procambarus clarkii (red swamp crayfish), 1596 nucleotides long. RefSeq names its product nicotinamide riboside kinase 1. Gene Ontology annotation, cellular component: cytoplasm. Gene Ontology annotation, molecular function: ribosylnicotinamide kinase activity. The record is from RefSeq and is a predicted model, not a curated record. Lineage: Eukaryota; Metazoa; Arthropoda; Malacostraca; Decapoda; Cambaridae.